AUGGGCACUCAGAUCAAGAUGUUUGCCGGUCCCCUAUCGGCUUGCACUCGACCAACAUGUAUGACACCCCUGAAUCUCCGAUAUCUCACCUUUACCACCAAACUGAUUCCGAUUGCAGGCUUGCCAUCGAGUUCACUGGCGACCUUCUCUUUGGCACGAUGCUUCUCCACCACUUCGCCUGCCUUCGAUUGGCUUACUCCUAAAUUUGCCGAGAAGUCGAAGUCCCCCAAGGGUCGGCCACAUGUCGCAACCGGUGGAUCAACCCGAGGAACAACUGUGGUGUGGGGAGAUUUCGGGCUGCGCAUGAAGGACCACGACCGUCGUAUGCCCGCUUCGGCAUUGAAGAUCGCCGAGGAGACUAUCAAGCGACGUUUGAGGGGAAUGAACUACAAGCUCUACAAGCGAGUCAGCGCCAACAUUGGUGUAUACACCAAAGGCAAUGAACAGCGUAUGGGUAAGGGUAAGGGUAAAUUCGACUACUGGACAGCCCGUUUGCCCGUCAGCCGUGUUGUGUUCGAGUUGAAGGGAGAUCUGCACGAGAAGAUCGCGCGAGAGGCAUUCAGAUUGGCUGGCCACAAGCUGCCCGGCCUAUGGGAAUUUGUCAAGAAGGACGACCCUCCUGUUGUCGGAAUUACAAAGCUCGGCAAUGGCGUUACUCUUGAAUCUCUGAAGCGAGCACGCAGGAGCCCGCCUCUUGGAAACGACAAGCUUGAAAAACCCCCGCAGAGCACCUCUUCCGAACCAUCCUCCUCUCAAUAA
This is a messenger RNA of Penicillium chermesinum, 759 nucleotides long. Its product is annotated as mitochondrial 54S ribosomal protein uL16m. Gene Ontology annotation, cellular component: ribosome; mitochondrial large ribosomal subunit. The coding region runs from base 1 to 759 and encodes 252 amino acids. Lineage: Eukaryota; Fungi; Ascomycota; Eurotiomycetes; Eurotiales; Aspergillaceae. The record is from RefSeq and is a predicted model, not a curated record. The transcript has 2 exons. Gene Ontology annotation, molecular function: structural constituent of ribosome; rRNA binding. Gene Ontology annotation, biological process: mitochondrial translation.